Molecule: messenger RNA, 1812 nt
Organism: Fibroporia radiculosa
Lineage: Eukaryota; Fungi; Basidiomycota; Agaricomycetes; Polyporales; Fibroporiaceae
Exons: 4
Coding region: 1-1812 (603 amino acids)
Biological process (GO): SRP-dependent cotranslational protein targeting to membrane
Cellular component (GO): signal recognition particle, endoplasmic reticulum targeting
Molecular function (GO): signal recognition particle binding; 7S RNA binding; endoplasmic reticulum signal sequence receptor activity
Source: RefSeq, a predicted model, not a curated record
AUGACACACGGGAAGGGACGGGAAUUCAAGAAACUACCGCCUCUCAAACUGGAAAACAUUAAGGAUGGACAUUUGCAGCUACUUCUUUUUGAGGCAGAGAGGGCGUGGGUCUAUUCGCAAGAGCUUUCUUUACAGUCUACACAACUGGCGGUAAAUUCGAAAGCCGGCAUUAAAGGGCACGAUAACACUCCGUCUGCGCUGAGGCGGCAUGCUACGAGUCGUCUCCGCCGCGCGGUUAACUGGUCUACAGAGCUUCUUUCUCACUGCCAGGCCCUCUAUGCCUCAUCACGUCUCUCCGCAGAGAGCCUCGUACAAGCCACUGUCUAUACUCUGAUCGUCAAUGGCCGUCUCCUACGACAUCGUUACGAGUACGAAGACGCGCUUAUUCAACUCAGUGUCGCACGUAAACUACUUGAUGAGCUCGCCAGUAAGGCCACUACUAGCCGUGAUCAAGCUCUCGCGACUACUUUUUCUGAUGAAAUUGGCCCCGAAAUACGACACUGCGCCCACGAGCUCCGCCGAGCCAAUGCAUACGAUAUCGACGCCAUCGUGGCCGACGUAGCGCCGAAGCAUCAAAAUGGGCUCGUCGAAGGAUGCGAUGCAUUGAUCAAAAAUCUCGGGAAGGAGACGGGAUUAGGGCAGGAGCGCCAGAAGUUGGACACAUUGAUGUGGGAGGACGAGGUUGUGCCUGUACGGAAUCCAGAGCUAGUAGACGUGCUGCUACGGGUACAAGAUGCGGAGAAGCGGCUCAAGAAUGCAGAAAUUCCGGAGGAGCUUCGCGAGAAGCGGGGGGAUGUGGGUGAAAGAAAGAAGAGCAAGUUGGGCAAAGGCGCUCGGUCGAAGCGCGGCGUCGCGGCGUUCGAUGCGGUCCUUCUUGCGCUGAGUGACGCGGAGGAUGUCGCGCGUAAGUUAGUGGAGGUGCACGAGUUGAGUGGCGGAAGUGCCGCAAGUACAACGGCUGGGACGCGCGACAUUCAAUUCGUCCAUGCAUUUGUCGUUUAUCAGCUCCUGUCAUAUCGCAUUCAGCGCGAUCUUCUUCUAAUAUCCACCCUUUUGCAUCAAUCGCAGGCUCAUCACCAUCUCAGUGCUAGCCAGGGCACAGGGUCGUCGAAGCCGCACAAGGAACGAGUGGAUGCUAGGCUUUUCCCAGCUGUAGUCAAGCUUCUCGAUACGAUCAUCCAGAGUCUCGACCAAAUGCGGACGCUUACUGUUGUAGACGAGAGCCCUGAUCUUGCCUCCGCCGUUGAGACCAGAUUGUCCUUCACCAAGGCUCGAAGGUGCCGCUACCUCGCCCUUUGUUAUGGGCCUCAAAAGCGUUACGCAGAGGCACUGACACUUACGCAACACGCCAACGUGCACAUCCGCGAAGCUCGGUCGAUCUUGGGUCUCAUCAGCGGCAACGACCCCAUUGCUUUGGGCACCCGUCUCUUCUAUCCACUCAUAGAAUCUGAUAUCGAUAAGCUCGAAUCUGAUAUUUCUGCGGAUAGUCUUGACUACAAGAAAGAUUGGUUUGCAUUCAACGGUGGCUCGGUCGGUACGGACAACAAAGCCCACAAGAAACCCCUCUUUUUUGACAUCGCGUUAAACUACGUGGAGAUUGACAUGGAUCGUUUACGGGAGCGGGCUGGCAAGAAGCCUGUAGUGCCUCAAAUCACUCCCGCAGCGCAGGUACCCGUAGCCUCAGCUUUCGAGAAGAAGACUACUGCAAGAGCAAAGGUAGAAGAGAUUGAGCGUGCGCCAACUCCCGAUCCGUCCGCAUCCACCCGGAGUGGGUUGAGCAGCUUGCUUGGAGGGUGGUGGGGGAGGAAAUAG